CGCUUCUUUCUCUCUGCGCAGCUGAUUAUUGUCCCUCUGCUUCGGUUCUGUCUGUCGCAACGGCGGCAGACGCGUUAGCGUUGGAAGUCGAAUUGUGGCAAGCCGGACGACCUCUAUCUACGCGCCACUCCCAGCCAACUCUCAUGAACUCAGUUUUCCGUUCGGUUAAUGCUGCUGGCACUGGCUCGAUUGACUUCUGAUCGUUACCUCGGUCCGUAUCGCUGUUCUCGCUGCUGUCUAUUUUCGAAACGUGAAACGCUUUCCCAUUAGCCGUUACGUGAGAAAGGAGCGCGUAGCUCUAGCAGCUACCACAGACUUGGGCAGCGGCGCCGUCGGCGAGAGAGACAGCGUCUAUAGCUGACGGUGUGUCGUACCCGGUAAUUCGUGGCAUGACGCUUUCCCCUUUCUGGCUUUAGACGAUUCGAUUGCCGCGUCUGUCGCUAGAAGAUCUAUCGUGGCAUACAACCGGACGUGGUGCGAUAGCAACUGGUGCCGUGAAUUCGUAAGUGCGCGUCAUUAUCUGGUCGAACGUGUGUCAUUCUACUGCUUUUCUAAUACAAGUUGCAAAGACCUACGUUGUUACUACUCACUUAAUAUCACUUAUUGUCGUCAUCGGCAGCUACAGUUAUUUUUAUUACUAGUACUACGUUUUAGCUUCGCCAUGGAUCAGCUUCCGCCACCGAUUACCAACCCUGAGGUGAAGUAUAAGCAAUUGUACAUCAACGGCCAGUUCGUCGAUGCUGAGAGUGGCAAGACAUUUGCCACAUACAACCCUGCUACGGGCGAAAAAAUCUGCGAUGUACAAGAAGCCGGGAAGGCCGACGUGGAUAAGGCAGUGGCAGCAGCUCGCGCCGCGUUCAAGUCCAACUCGCCAUGGAGGACGAUGGAUGCGUCGGCACGAGGUCGCCUUAUGUACAAGCUUGCCGAUCUUGUAGAACGGGACAUAGCCUAUCUGGCCAGUAUUGAGACAACCGAUAAUGGUAAACCGUAUCAGUUCGCAGUUAGCGACGUGAGGUCAGGUGUCAACUUGCUACGGUACUACGCUGGCUUGGCCGACAAGAUCCACGGUCGCACUGUGCCUGUUGAUGGAGAUCAUUUCACGUACACCCGCUACGAACCCGUUGGAGUUUGCGGACAGAUUCUCCCAUGGAACUUCCCUCUGUUUUUGACCUGCCUUAAGCUGUCGCCUGCUCUAGCAGCCGGCUGUGUUGUGGUUAUCAAACCAGCAGAACAAACCCCAUUAUCGGCGUUGUACCUAGCCAAACUCUCGGAUGAAGCCGGCUUUCCGGUUGGUGUUAUUAACGUAGUCACCGGCUUUGGUGACACUGGCGCAGCAAUCACCAGCCACCGGGAUGUCGACAAAAUUUCUUUCACAGGAUCGAGCGAAAUUGGGAAAUUAGUCCUGGAGGCCGCAGGCAAAUCGAAUUGUAAACGAACCACCCUUGAAAUGGGGGGUAAAAGUCCCCUGAUCGUUGCAGAAGAUGCGGAUCUCGACCUGGCCGCAAAUAUUGCCCACACAGCGAUAAUGUUCAAUGCCGGCCAGUGCUGUGUUGCAGCCAGCAGGCUCUUCGUUCACGAAAGCGUCUACGAACAGUUCUGCAAGAAGGCUGUAGAACUCGCUAAAAAGCGCACAGUCGGUUGCCCAUUCAAAUGUCCCGAUCAGGGACCGCAGAUCGAUGAACAGCAGACGGAAAAGAUUCUCGAAUUGAUUGAAUCGGGCAUAAAAGAGGGGGCCCGCUUAUUAUGCGGAGGUCAACGUGCACCCGGUGGAAGUGCUUUGUUUAUUGAGCCCACGGUCUUUGCUGAUGUUACCGACAACAUGCGAAUCGCUAAGGAGGAGAUCUUCGGUCCAGUUCAGCAAAUUCUCAAGUACAAGACGCUUGAGGAGGCUAUCGAACGUGCCAACGACACCCCGUAUGGAUUAGCGAGCGGCAUCGUAAGCAACAAUAUUAACACCAUUCAAAAAUUCGCUCAGGAAAUCCGGGCCGGUAACGUGUGGGUAAACACCUAUCUCGCGAACACCCCACAAACACCUUUCGGCGGUUUCAAAAUAUCGGGCAUUGGCCGUGAAGGCGGAAUUGAAGGUGUUUUGCCGUACUGUGAAAUUAAGACAGUCACAAUGAAAAUUCCCGGUAAAAUUUCUUAAAUUGAAGCAGCAUCGUGAAAGUCGGGAAGCACUACGUCUACACUGGACUUCAGUGACAGCAGUUGUCGUUGUCCACUUUUCGUAUUAAUUAGCAUAAUUUAUGGGCUAUAUGUUUGAUCGAUACAGGUGUGAGCGGUCGUUGACAAUUGUACGUAAAAAAAUUAGCAAUGAAAAGCUGCAAAUAAUAAAAUUUAUUCAGACAACGGCAUAAAUUUUG
Molecule: messenger RNA, 2363 nt
Organism: Varroa destructor (honeybee mite)
Lineage: Eukaryota; Metazoa; Arthropoda; Arachnida; Mesostigmata; Varroidae
Product: retinal dehydrogenase 2-like
Molecular function (GO): oxidoreductase activity, acting on the aldehyde or oxo group of donors, NAD or NADP as acceptor
Source: RefSeq, a predicted model, not a curated record